AUGGGCUGCUGUGUCUUGUUGAUCGAAUUUGAUUCCUUUUUCAGAAGAGAGACGGAGGUCACUGAAGAAUUCGUGAAUCAAAUUAGUAAUAGACUGGAACUAUACUUGAAAAGGAGAAUCCGACACCUAAUUGGGAUGGAAGAUUCUAUUUAUACCAUCAGUUCUUGGUUAAGAAGAGCAUCUUAUGAAGCUGCUGAAAUUCUCACAAUAUGUGGAAUGCCUGGGAUUGGAAAAACAACAUUUGCUAAGCAGAUGUAUAUGCCGCACUACCAUGAAUUUGAAAGAAAUAGCUUUGUUAAAGGCAUAGGAAGAAGAUGUGCACAACAGACAUGUUUGCUACUAGAUUUGCAAAAACACCUUCUUGGAGACAUUCUCAAGAAAAGAAAGAUUGAAGAAAAUAAUGCAGAAUUUUGCACAUCUAAGGUCGAAAAGGCAUUGACUAGGAAAAAGACACUUUUGACACUUUUGGUGCUUGAUGAUGUUGAUAACUUUGAGCAACAGAAUGUGUUGAUUGGAACAAAAUGUUUUCAUCCCGGAAGCAAGAUUAUAUUAACAACCAAAGAUGGGUCCUAA
Molecule: messenger RNA, 573 nt
Organism: Lactuca sativa (garden lettuce)
Lineage: Eukaryota; Viridiplantae; Streptophyta; Magnoliopsida; Asterales; Asteraceae
Product: disease resistance protein Roq1
Biological process (GO): defense response
Molecular function (GO): ADP binding
Source: RefSeq, a predicted model, not a curated record